AUGAAAUUUGCAACGAUACCAUGCUCCUUUCCGGGCGUAAACUAUUACGUCAUGAGAUCACGCAAUCGUGGCGUAAGUUAAAUUGGAAAAAGUUUUUUUUUUUUUUUUUUUGUCGGCAACAGAAACAUUUUUUACCCUGGAUAAGUCACGCUCGGCCAGGAGGCUAUCGCUCAAUUUUCUUUUCAACGAGAGUGAUUUUAUUUUUGUUAUCAGCUAGCUUGUACAAUAUUUAUUAGACUAUUUCUAUUGAAACCGAUCCCCACAAUAACUGUUUCCAUCCUUACAAUUUUGCUUUCGCGACGCAUCGUACACCUUACAAAUGUUAUCGAGAAAUAAACCUUUUCUAUUUUGGAAUCGGCCACCGCUUCUCCAGCACUUAAAAUGUCUUUCCUUUUUCUUUUUCUUUGGACUCGGCAAAGGGUCUGGUACCGGACCAGAAACACCCCUACUCAGUUGAUUCUCCAUAUGUGAAGUGAUUCCUAGUGACAUUCACAAUAAUAAUGUACUAGGCUUAAGUUGGUUUGAUUUAUUUCAUAUUUCUUUUUACUAAAAGAAAAGCAUUUUUUUCUUUCUUUUUCUUAUGAUAUCAAUGAAUAGAAAAUUUACAUGAAAUAAAACAAUUUUUUUACAAAAUUUAACUACAAACGAUAUGUUUUCAGCAUUUGAUUCCCAUCUUCGAUGUUUAGUUUAUUUUCGAUUUUACACUUUUGAACUAUUUACUACUCUUUUUCUUGAUAUAAUUUUCUUUCCAAGUAAAAAUGAUAUAAGUAAACAUAUUAUAUUUACUUCUUAAAAUAAUAUUAUAUUUACUUCUUUUUCCACUUCUUAAACAUUUACUAUCGAUCACAUCAGCUUCUCUGCCAUGUACUACUUCUCAGUAAUCAACACCAAUAUACGACACCUGUCAAGACCACGACUGCUUAAAAAGAAGGAGCUUACUUACUCUAAUUAA
This is a messenger RNA of Pocillopora meandrina, 952 nucleotides long. The record is from the annotation of a GenBank genome assembly. NCBI's taxonomy places the organism in Eukaryota, Metazoa, Cnidaria, Anthozoa, Scleractinia, Pocilloporidae.